CGUGACCCCAAGAUGGCGACCGAUCGCAUGUGAGAACACGCUGUCUGAAGUUUGAUGCAGAUUUUUCACGACAAUAAGGGUUCCCGACACAUUUUGUGAUCUUCAACACUUUUAACUUACCGCAAGACGAGCAGCGCCUCCAAGAUGAAGCACAAGUACUCGUCUAAAGCAGACUUUGUGCGGAAGAAUAAGAAGAAAGCACAGACCGAUGUGAAGUCCAACCCCUUUGAAGUGCGGAUUAACAGACAGAAGCACAACGUCCUGGGGAAGAAGCUACGCAAAUUUGACAAGGGCAUGCCGGGCGUGUCCAGGUCAAAGGCCAUCAAAAAGAGGAAAGCCACCCUCCUGCAGGAGUACCAGCAGCGAGACAAGCGGAACCAGUUUGUGGACCGGCGUCUGGGGGAGAACGACCCUGAGAUGACCUUGGAAGACAAGAUGCUGCAGAGAUUUGCCAUGGAGAGGAAGACUCACCAUGAGAAGGCCAGUGCCUUCAGCCUGAAUGAAGAAGAGGAGUUGACUCACUUCGGACAGUCCCUGUCUCAGAUUGAGAAGUUUGAGGAACCAGACAGUGACUCUGAUGAUGAUGCCACUGGCAAGCUCUCAGGUGAAUAUGUGAAGGAGGCUCACUUUGGAGGCUUUCUGACCAAGAAGACGGCCAAGGACAAUGAGGAGAAGUCAGACAAGCCAAAGUCACGGCAGGAGAUGAUAGAAGAAAUCAUCGCUCAGUCCAAGCAGAGGAAGCAUGAGCGUCAGCACCAGAAGGAGCAGACUGACGACCUGAGGGAAAAACUGGACCAGCAGUGGACAGAACUUCAGAAUCACAUGCUGGUCCAGAAAAAGUCCAAGUCCCAACCCAAGGAGGAAAGAGAAAAACCCAAACCCGACGACUAUGACAUCAUGGUGCGAGAACUCGGCUUUGAGAUCAAGGCCAAGGCUUCUGACAGACUGAAAACAGAAGAGGAGCUGGCCAGAGAAGAACAGGAGAGGUUACAGAAACUAGAGGCUGACAGACAACUGCGAAUGAAAGGACUAACCCAGGAGGACAUCAGACAACAGCAGCAGAACAGACACGUGUCUGCAGAUGAUCUGGAUGAUGGAUUUGACUUCAUCAGACCAGAGAGACUUCAGCUGGCCUACAAAGAUGGGAAACUGUUACUCCCAGAAGGAAAAGAGUUGAUGCCAUCAACCUCUGAUACAGAAGAUAAACCAAUCAGAAGGAAGCCUCACAGUGAGGCUGCAGCUGACCAAUCAGAAGAUGAAGACAAAGAGGACCAAUCAGAAGAAGAGAAUUCUGACCAAUCAGAAGGUGAGGACAGUGACCAAUCAGAAGAGGAAGAUGAUGGCUCUGACUUAGAAUCAGAGAAGUCUGAAGAAGAGGGCUCUGAGGAGGAGGAAGGAGACAAAGAUGGAAGUGAAGAGGAGGAAGAAGGGGAGGGAGACAAGAAUGACAAAAGUGAACAGGAAACUGAAGUAACAGAGAAGACAAGAAUAUCUGAAAAGGAAAGGAAGGCUAUAGCUGAAGCAGCCAAAACAGAACUUCCUUACACUUUCAAAGCACCGGAGUCACUGAAAGACCUUAUGGAACUGAUGGAAGGCCAGUCCUAUGACAGGCAGCUGAUUAUCAUCCACAGGAUCAGGAAAUGUCAUCAUCCUAGCCUGGCUGAGGGCAACAAGAAGAAACUUCAGGAUUUGUUCUCCAUCCUACUGGAGUACUUUGGAAAGCUGGCCAAUCAGAGCCCAGUUGCCAUGGAGAUGAUUGAUGGAUUAACCAUCCACCUGUAUGAGCUGGCCCAGCAGUCUCCAGGCCCUGCAGCUGAGUCAGUACAGACUGUACUGAAGAACAAGUAUCACAAGUUUGACUCUGUCUGUCAGAGGAAAGGGAGGGCCGUCUAUCCUGCUGUGGACACGCUGCUGCUGUUAAAGCUGGUGUCAGUGAUCUUCCCCACCUCAGACUUCAGACACAGUGUGGUCACCCCGGCCAUGCUGUUCAUGGCACAGAUUCUCACUAAGUGCCCGGUGACUUCUGGGAGAGACGUGGCCUGUGGUCUGUUUGUUUGUACACUCUUUCUUCAGUAUGUGUCCCUGUCCAAAAGAUUUGUGCCUGAGGUUAUAAACUACCUACACGGACUUCUCUACCUUGCUGUAAAGAAAGAAUCUGGAAAAGCAUCAGUUGCUGAAGUUGUCCCACCUUUCAAACACGCUGGUGCAGAAGGCAGUCUGCUUGUCUUACAAGACUCAGACUCAAGGUCUAUUGAUAUUAAGCCCUUGGCUUUGGACUAUCUUUCCAAGAACCCCACACAAGACACAGACACUGAUGACUUCAGAAUGUGUGCCACCCAUGCUACUCUUCAACUCACCAACAAGUUUGCCAACAUGUACAAGAAUCUCCCAGCAUUCCAUGAGACUUUCUCACCAAUCAGAGACCUUCUUUCAAAACAUCUGGUCUUGGAUGCCUGUCCACAAAAAGUGCAGGCUGCCAGGUCCCAGUUCCUACAGCUGAUGACAGACCACCACAGUCAGGCUACGUACCCUCCCCUGCAGUAUGAAAAACUCAAGCCCAAACCACUCAAGCUGUAUGAACCCAAGUUUGAUGAGGACUACAACCCUGAGCGGAAGAUGAAGGGCAGUCGUAAGCAGAAGGAGAAGGAGCGUCUGCAGAAGAUGCACAAGCGUGAGCUGAAGGGAGCCGUGCGGGAGAUCAGGAAGGAUGCCCAGUUCCUGGCCAGGCAGCAGCUCCAGGACCAGAUGGACAAGGAUGCGGAGAGGAAGAGGAAAGUGAAGGAGAUCAUGCACCAUCUCUCCAGCCAGGAGGGAGAGUGUAAACAAAUCGCCAAGAAGAAAAUCAAAAUUAUGUAGGAAAAACUUCUAGAUAUCAUUAAUAUCAUCUGAAUUAAUGCAAGUGCCUGUUUUGUAAACUGCACUAUGAAACUGAAAUGUAUCUCCAUCAUAACUACCUUUUUUGUAUGCUAGAGUACAGCAG
This is a messenger RNA of Branchiostoma belcheri (Belcher's lancelet), 2980 nucleotides long. RefSeq names its product nucleolar protein 14-like. NCBI's taxonomy places the organism in Eukaryota, Metazoa, Chordata, Leptocardii, Amphioxiformes, Branchiostomatidae. Gene Ontology annotation, biological process: maturation of SSU-rRNA. The coding region runs from base 145 to 2856 and encodes 903 amino acids. The record is from RefSeq and is a predicted model, not a curated record. The transcript has 26 exons. Gene Ontology annotation, cellular component: small-subunit processome; nucleolus; Noc4p-Nop14p complex.